GGCGGGUGUAUUUAAGUAUGUUGAUAUUUGUAAUGUGCGUAGUUGACUUGCCUUCUGUUUGCUUCACUAGGGCUUUCACGUCAGUGGUGUCGGAGCUUUAUGCUGCCAAGCAGUGGAGAUAAAUCUCAAGUUAAGUUCGACAUGUCUGCUUACCGGUAUUAUAGACACAGCGGCGCGAAGCUCGUUUGUGCUAUUGCGUAUUUACUCAGCCAGGCGGUGUAGGUACAGAGCGUCUUUCGCUAAAGUCACGUUUAAAGCCAGAUACUUUACCUACCUAGGUACCUAGGUACUUGCUGGCUUUAGCUGCACCAGGGCGUACCUGUAUCCGCUGUGCCAUUACAAGCUUCUGCUUCAGCGUCGUCUCUUUUCUUCCCCAACAACAAAAUAAUUGACAACCUAUACCACAACUCCAGAUUCACGUCGUAGUGUUACAUCGAUCUCAAAACCAAAGCACUAAAUACCUCAUAUCUGGAGUUUGGAGAUUUGUGGAAUUAGGGCAAGGCCUUAGACCCGUCUGGGUUCACCCUUUUCCAACACUCUUUGCCAACAUUAGCAACGUGUGGAACCAAUUCAUUAACAUACCUUACAUCUACUUUGCAACCUUCCCUGUUCCCCUUCUUACCCAAACCCGCACCAUAGCUAUGAACGAUUUAUCCAUUUACUGCCCAUCCAACCUCCUCUACAGUCAAGAGAAUAUGUCACGAUACAAACCCGGCGGAUUCCAUCCUAUCUGCCUUGGUGACACUUUCAAGGAGGGUCGGUACAAAAUACAUCACAAACUCGGUUGGGGAGGAUGCUCAACAGUCUGGCUUGCAUGGGAUACCGUGUAUGUUACUCCAUUGGACAUAACACACGCUCCUGCUUACGGAUGAGACCCUAGAAUGGAGAUGUGGGUGUCGGUUAAAGUUAAGAGCGCUGAUAGCACGAACAAUCGUGAAGUGGGGGCCUUGAAGACAUUGCAAGGGAAGGGGUCUCUACAUCAUGUCGUCAAAAAGUUCGAUGACUUCAUCCAUCGUGGCCCUAACGGGUGCCACCAAUGUCUUGUUUUCGAAUUGCUUGGCCCGUCCGUCGACACUAUUUCCAAUGACUAUCGCGAGAGCGGUGACCAGCUUGAUUCGGAAACUAUCUUAAAAAUUACCACCCAGAUGCUGGAAGCCAUAUCAUUCAUACAUGAGGUCGGAUAUACCCAUGGAGAUAUAAGCGGCUCAAAUCUAGUGUUCACGUGCCCAAGGCUUGCACGCCUGCCUCAAGAGGAUCUGUUCGAAGUCCUUGGAACACCAGAUUUUGAGGCCUUGGCUCGCAUUGACGGCCAGCCGCUGCAAGCUGGUGUGCCGAAACAACUCGUAAAGAAGGCCGAUUGGGUAAACUGGAUAGACGAAGAUGAAGAAGACAUUCGGCUUAUUGACUUUGGAGAAGCAUUCGUUCAAGGAUCGACGCCUGAUGGUCUCGCUCAGCCAGCAGAUCUGAGGGCUCCUGAGACAAUUUUUGCAGACCACUUUGAUCACAGGCUUGAUCUCUGGCGUGCAGGACUUACGAUUUAUUCAUCCUUAUUUGGGUCACGGCCCUUUCAGCACUGGGGCGGUGUUGAUAAGCUCGUUCUACAGAUGAUCAAUUUCGUGGAAGAGCUGCCUGCGGAGUGGCAGCCCCAGUGGGAGCUCAUACAGAACACAACUGGACUAAUGUGGGAGAAAGCCAUUAAUGACACACCCACACAGCCAAGGUUGGACUCAAAGUUCCACGAAAAUGUUCAAGAUCCAGCGCUGCAACGUCUGCUCCCAGUCAUUCGAGGGUUAGCGAGAUUCAGACCUUCAGAUCGAAUCUCGGCAGCCAAGGCACUGGAUAUGGUCGCCGAGGGCGGAGGUAGAAGUUAAGUGGGAAAAAGAUUUUAGACAUGUAGAAGCUAGUCUCGAUACACACUAACUUCUACUGUGAUGGAAAAAAAGACUCAUCUGAGUUCCAUCACAAACAAAUAUGUGGCAGUACGCUGCUGGUAUGAACUCUCGUGUCAGGAACAACUGGUGCACCGUCAGUAACAUAAACCAUGUUUCCAAAUCAAGAUGUUUGAAUGUG
Cadophora gregata is the source of this 2070-nucleotide messenger RNA. RefSeq lists its product as uncharacterized. The record is from RefSeq and is a predicted model, not a curated record. Gene Ontology annotation, biological process: regulation of mRNA processing; spliceosomal complex assembly; protein phosphorylation. Bases 882 to 1871 code for a protein of 329 amino acids. Gene Ontology annotation, molecular function: ATP binding; protein kinase activity. NCBI's taxonomy places the organism in Eukaryota, Fungi, Ascomycota, Leotiomycetes, Helotiales, Ploettnerulaceae. The transcript has 4 exons.